Sorex araneus (European shrew) is the source of this 1374-nucleotide messenger RNA. RefSeq lists its product as uncharacterized. Lineage: Eukaryota; Metazoa; Chordata; Mammalia; Eulipotyphla; Soricidae. The transcript has 2 exons. The record is from RefSeq and is a predicted model, not a curated record. Bases 16 to 1293 code for a protein of 425 amino acids.
GCGGAGGGGCCCCGCAUGAGCCUGUCUUACACUCUGCAGAGUGUGGAGAGGCCGAGCCAGACACCGCUCCAAAGAGUGCAAGGCUCCGAGGACCCAGACCCAGCGACCCUCCAAUACUCUCCUCAGUGCUUAACCAAGAGUCGCCCCUCGUCCCGCCGCCGCCACAGCCGCAUUUCCUCUGCCAAGGGCACAGACUCCAAGAGCCAGGGCCCCCAGUCCCCUGGGGAGAGUGAGCCCCGAGGGGAGGAGGCGGACCCCCGAGCCAUGGAGAGACAGCCCCCCAGGAGGGAGACCCCCGCCAGAGCGGACCCCUGCGGCGGGGAGCAGGACCCCCACAGCAGGGGGCCCGAGGUCUACGCAGAGAGCAGCGUCACGGAGCCCCUCCCCAGUGCCACGGGACACAGGCCCAGGGAGAAGAGGCGGCGGCCAGGGCUGCCGCAGGUGGAAGGGGUCCCCAAAAAGAGAGUGCGGUGGGCCACGGAGCUGGAAGCUGUCGUGUACCCACCUGCCUCCCUCAGCCCCCCGGCCUCCCCGUGCCCAUCUGUCCUGCGGCGCCCGGCUGUGUCCCUGCGCCCAGCAUCCUUGCUGCGCCCAGCUGGGUCCUGGCUCCCGCCACUGAGAAUGGCACCUGUCCUGUCCCAGCCAGGCCCCUCCCAGGAGACCCGGCGCCCACCUUUCCUCAACCCCGCGCCCGCGUUCCCACACACACCUGUCUUCCAGCGCCCCCCUGACCUCCAGUACCCACCUGGCCCCCUGUGUCCACCGGACCCCCAGUGUCCACCUGUGUUCCGGCACACCCCUUCGUCCCAGCAGCCUCCCCCGUUCCAGCGGAUAUCCGUGAUCCAGCGGACACCCGCGUCCCAACCAGCACCCGCACCUGAGCCAACACCCGUGUCCCAGCCGACACCUGCGUCCCAGCAGCCUCCUGUCACCCAACAGCCCACUGCUCUGUUCCAGCUGCACUCGGUGGUCAAGAAGGCACCUGUGUCCCAGCGUGAGCCUGCGGCCCGGCAGGUAUCUGUGAUCCGGCAGACGCCUGUGACCCAGCUGCCCCCUGGGCCGCAGCACACACCUGGGCCCCCGCGUGUACCCAGGCCCCAGCAGCCUCCCGUGAGCCAGCUGCCCGCUGCGCCCCGGCAGGUACCCGAGUCCCAGCCCUGUGUCCCCGCGGACCCCCGGGUCCCCGCAGACCCCGGGCGGACCCCAGCAGCUUCCUGUGCUCCAGCAGGUGCCCGGGCCCCAGCAGCCUCCCGUGAUGCUCCCGCAGACACCUGCGCCCCAGCAGGUACCUGAGUCCCCGCACACACCCGUGUCUCCGCACACAUCCAUGUCCCGGCACACACCCAUGUCCCCAUACACAUCCAUGCCCCAGCU